Messenger RNA from Triticum urartu, 1544 nucleotides. NCBI's taxonomy places the organism in Eukaryota, Viridiplantae, Streptophyta, Magnoliopsida, Poales, Poaceae. The record is from RefSeq and is a predicted model, not a curated record.
AUGGGCGAAACACCUUUGACUGUUGCGAUUGGCCGUCAGAAUGUGGAUUUGGUGCGUUACUUUCUUGAUCAAGGUGCUGCUACAAUUAAGCUCAACGACAGUGGGAGUACUCCUCUCCACCUUGCUGCUGCAGAAGGAAGCUGUGAAAUAGUUGAGUUCUUACUCUCCAGUGGAGCUUAUGUUGAUGCAAUACAUCUUGGUGGGACGGCACUGCAUUCUGCUGCACAUAGCUUUGGGUGGUACUGGUUAUACUGCUCUUGCAAUUGUGCUACUGUUGUGCACUCACUGAAAUGUGUGAAGCUCCUGCUUGAGGCUGGUGCUGAUGUGGAUGGUAAUUGUAAAGAGACACCAUUAAUCAUUGCUGCCAUUAGUGCCUCAACUGAAAUCCUGAAGUGCUUAGUUCUGGCUGGUGCGGAUGCUAAUGUUCCUGACAGUUUAGGACGAGCUCCUAUUGAAAUUGCUGCCCGCUCUGGUAGGCGUGAAGAUGUUGAGAUUCUAUUUCCAGUCACUUCUUGUAUUCCAAAUGUACGUGACUGGAGUGUAGAUGGGAUCAUUAGGCAUGUAAAAUCAGCGCGCCCAGCGAAGAAAGCCAUGCUUACUAGUGCAAAAUCUAAAGCGCAUGAGGCAUUCAAGAACGGGAACUAUUAUCUUGCAGCAAGAAUUUACAAAGAGGCAAUGACACUUGAUCCUGGUAAUGCAACCUUGCUUUCAAAUAGGAGCCUAUGCUGGCUUCGCCUCGGUGAUGCAAAGAACGCCUUGAAUGAUGCUCAAGCUUGCAGUAUGAUGCGGCCUGGCUGGCCAAAGGCCUCAUAUCGUGAAGGAACUGCUCUAAUGUUACUGAAGGACUAUGAAAAGGCAUGUGGUGCAUUUCUUGACGGUCUUAAACUGGAGCCCAGGAACGUAGAGAUGGAAGAUGGAUUACGGCAGGCUUUGGAAUCCUUGAAGAUAUAUCGCAGUAGCCCUGGGCAAGACUAGCUGGAUGAGCAUCAAGUAGAUGCGAGAAACUUGUAGUUACCAGACUUACACUGCUCACUGGAGAGACGGAGGUGCCCUGUUUUUCUGUCUCAUAGGCCCAUAAACUUAGAGAUUGGGUAGUUUGGAUGGCCUUCCGCUGAUCAUCAUCAGAUACCUUCCUCACUGGAUGCUUGAGACCGUUCUGCUGAUUGCGAUUUCGGGAGCAAAUGCUGUUCAGUAUGCAGCAUUUUUUUUCUAUGGUUCCGUGGAUAGGGAAACAUUUCUACCAUGGACAUUCCUAGUAAUAGCCUCUUAACUGACAGUAUUACCAGAUUGACGUUGAAUGCCUGUGUCUUGCUUCAGAUCUCUUGUCAAGCUAAAGAUCAUUGCCCAUAGACUUUGAUCAAUGUGGGUGGGGCAUAGGGCAAGUAAAACCGAACCUUGGAGCUUGUAUGGUCAUGAUUGUUAGGAGACUUUGCUGGCGACGAACUGUUGAGCUUUACAUGAUUUGCGUCAAUGUAUAUUCUCUAGAAACUGGCAUGUGUAGUGUAACAGUAUAGUAAAGAUGUUCCCUCGGAAAAAGAGAAAAA